CUGGCGCCAGACCUCGAAGAAGAAUCACUUCCGCCGUGAGUUAAUGGCGGUUGCGAGCAGGGUGGACUGUAAACAUUUCAGCUGUCUUAACUGUCGCCGCGUUGAGGACGAAAUCGCCUACCGCUCGGAGAAAACAAAGCAAACGCUUUCGCUGUCGUGGUUCCAGUUUUCCGAAUGGAGGAGGAAGAAGAAGCGAGGGGAGAGGGAGACUCGGAGUGUGAGGUGGCUGAGCUCCGUCUGAGAGUUGAGUCAUUGAAACAGGAGCUGAAGGAGUGCCGAGCCGAGCUCACCAAGUUACAGAAGCAGCUGAGCCACUCCGAAAGGCUGCAGAAGAGCACCGAGAGCUACAACGAAGACCUGAGGAAGCAGGUUGACCAGCUCAGUGCAGAGAUUCAUGAGCGAAAGAAGAAAGAGAAAGACAGAAUCAGCUGUGAAACUCAAACAGAAGAAUAUGUGUGGACAGAAACUGAUUACUACAAUUACUACUAUGGAGGCUACUGUCCUGAGGGGGCAGAUUCCCAGGAAGGUCUGGACCUGACGACAGCAGCAGCAGCUGAGGGUGUUACUGAUCCCAGUACGGCGACGGCAGCUGUGGAUGUAACUGAUUACAGUACGGCGGUAGACGCAUCGACAACGAAUGAAGCAACGGCCCCAGAUGCGUCCGCUUCAGCAGAGAGCAGCGAAGUAGCUCCAGCAGAGGGAGGUGAUGCGGGCUCCAUAGCUGACAUGCUGAGGGCCACAGCUGAAGAAGCCAUGACGCAGACCGGCUUCGUCUUCGAUGAGACGUCCGGCAUGUAUUACGAUCACAGCACGGGCUUCUACUACGACUCGGUCAGUCAGUUGUAUUAUGACGCCAACACAGGCAUAUACUACUACUACGACGCAGAAAGCGGACGGUAUCAGUUUCACUCCAGGAUCGAGGUGCCUGCUGCGCAGAGCUCUGCCGAGCAUUCCCAAGAGACUCACGUUCCCGACAAGAAAUGGAGAAAGUUCCCAAAAGCAGUCAAGAAAGCGUCUCAUCAGGAUGAGGGGGAACACAAACCGGACGAGGCAAACCCAGAAACGGAAGAAACCGAAUCCCGAAAACUGCACCGGAGGUCUCGCAGUCCAGACUUAUCCAAGAGUAAAAGAGAUUCUUCAAAACACGGGAAAGAGCGGGACAAAUCGCCAUCGCGGAGAAGGCGGCUGAAGAACGGCUCGCACCACGAGGAGAAGAGCAGCUCAAGAAAGAAGAGGAAGAAAUCUAAGUCAGAAAAGCAUGAAAAGAGGAAGAAGAAGAAGAGGAAGAGGAGCCCGGUUCAGAGUGAGGAGUCGGAGGGCAACAGCGAACCAGAGGAGGGCGAGAUCACAGAGUCUGAAAAGGAAGAUCUGGAAUCCGCCUCGUCGCCUUCAUCGUGUUCCAGCCCCAAACAUUCCAGGGAAAGUCCUGAGUCAGAAAUGGAGGUGCAGAGCCAAGAAGUUAACAACUUCUGGCCCCCCUGUGUGAGAGUGACCGUGGUCAGGUCUCCGGCGCUGCAGGUGGGGACUCUGUUCAUCAUCACAGCCGACUCUCCGGCCACAUUCGGCAGGGAAAAAGACAUGAACCAUGCAGUUCGACUACCAGAAAUGGGAGUCAGCAAGUUCCAUGCGGAGGUGUACUUUGACCAGGAACAGCAAAGCUACAUGCUGGUGGACCAGGGGAGCCAAAACGGGACGGUCAUUAACGGAAACCGCAUACUGCAGCCCAAAACCAAGUCGGAGCCUCAUGCACUCAUGCACGGGGAUGAGGUCAAGAUGGGAGAGACCGUGCUGUCGUUCCACAUCCACUCAGGCACCGACACCUGUGACGGCUGUGAACCCGGACAAGUCAUGGCUCACAUCAGCAAGCACAGGAGGGAGGAGAGCGCCGAAGCUCCUGGCCUCAGCAAAGAAGACAAAGAAUCCCUGAGACAGAAAGAGCUGAAGCAAAUGAAGGCCAAAUAUGGACUGCAAAGCAACGAGGAGACCAAAGCCCUGAGGAACCCCAAGUACAGGGACAGAGCAGAGUCUCGCCGGCAGAAUGUGGGCAGCGAAGGCGUUUUCCAACGGGACGAUGCACCCGCUUCUGUACACGAGGAGAUCAGUGAAGUCAACAAGGGGCGGAAGAUGCUGGAAAAAAUGGGCUGGAAAAAAGGAGAGGGGCUGGGAAAAGAGGGACGUGGGAUGAAAGAUCCGAUCGAACUGAAAAUCCGGAAGUCGCAGUCUGGCCUGGGAACGGGCAGCGUCAUGUCAGUGGACGACGUUUCCGCAACCAGAUCCAAGUCCCAUAAGAACUGGGAGAAAGCCCGCGAGCGGUUCGCCGACUCCUGCCAGCCCGACCCGCCGCCAGCCCAGAAAAGUAACGCUUGGGUCAGAUCAGAGGAGGCGGAGGACUCGCAAACCAGUUUGGAAACAGGCAACCAGAGUUAGGGGAGUGACUUGCUCCUGAACUCUGUUGUUUUAAAGUGGAGGAGAGGAGGGAGUUUCAUCACUUCAACAGAAAACAUGUUUGAGUUGAAGCUUGAGGAACUCCUGAUUAACAACUUGCUGUUUUGUUUCCUCCUCUAGGUAUAAACGGGUUUUAGUCCGAGUGCUGUGCAUCAGCCCAAUUUGUAAAACCUCCGCUAUGUUUUUUCUUUUCUUUUUUUUUUGUUUUUCCUCUGCAUGGAAACCCUGUUCAGACAAACUAAGAACAGGAGUUCAAGCUGAGACGCCUCAAGCAAA
Poecilia reticulata (guppy) is the source of this 2721-nucleotide messenger RNA. RefSeq names its product angiogenic factor with G patch and FHA domains 1 (gene aggf1). NCBI's taxonomy places the organism in Eukaryota, Metazoa, Chordata, Actinopteri, Cyprinodontiformes, Poeciliidae. Gene Ontology annotation, biological process: vasculogenesis. Gene Ontology annotation, molecular function: protein binding; nucleic acid binding. The record is from RefSeq and is a predicted model, not a curated record.